Molecule: messenger RNA, 1992 nt
Organism: Pogonomyrmex barbatus (red harvester ant)
Lineage: Eukaryota; Metazoa; Arthropoda; Insecta; Hymenoptera; Formicidae
Gene: beta3GalTII
Product: beta-1,3-galactosyltransferase 6
Biological process (GO): protein O-linked glycosylation; glycosaminoglycan biosynthetic process
Cellular component (GO): Golgi membrane
Molecular function (GO): galactosylxylosylprotein 3-beta-galactosyltransferase activity
Source: RefSeq, a predicted model, not a curated record
UUCAUGCGCAUGCGCAUGUGUUUUUGUACAUGCUUUUCGGGGCCAUGUAUUUGAGGCAAGUUAGCAGUCUAGUAUAUAAAUAUAAAUGUCUAUGGUUAAUAUCCCAACCUGACCCUAACCUUAACUAAUCGUGCCGAUCAGCUGAUCGUAAAAUACAGCUGAUCGUUGACGUUCGCGGGGGAAAUCGAGGAGCUAGAUUCCAAUCUACGGGAUAUAUAGAUCAUCCGAGCUCUGAUAAUCGCCCCGUUUCCCGCAAACUUCGACCGUAGCAACGUGGUAUGUCGUGCGGACGGGAAACCAAGCGACGCGCGGCAGGCCUGACUAAAGUCGACGGAGACUGAGAUCUUUCUCGUUCUGAAAUUAUGUCCGCGCGUACGUGAUUCAUGCGGCGACUCGGAGAUCGCGGGCGUUCUAGGUACGGCACUGGUCGCGCAGAUUUACGAGGAGGAAUUCGGCAGGCGAGCGCGAGCGCGGUCUUCUCCUGCGACGGAAGUCCUUCCCAAUGACGCGACUGCGGCUCGAUGCGCUCAUGCCCAAGCUCCAGUCGAUCAUCCGCCGUAGGUUCCUCGCCCGGGCGAACGUGCUCACGUGCCUGCUCGUGGCCGUCCUCGUCUUCCUGUGCGUGCGCUACCUGCCGGCGCGGGAAUGCCAGCCGGACCGGCAGAUCCCGGAGAGCAAGCCCAAGUACCGGCUGAUCGUCCUGAUCCUGAGCGGCCCGGACAACCUAGAACGCCGCGACACCAUCAGGAAGACCUGGUUGGCCGACCGCGGCCAGGAUGCCACGGUGCGGCACUUCUUCGUCAUCGGCACCCAGGACAUCCUGCCGGAGCAGCGGAACACUCUGCGGUCGGAGAAGGAGAAGUUUGACGAUCUCCUGCUGCUGCCCAGAUUGCAGGAUUCCUACGGCACGCUGACGAAGAAGGUCCUCCACGCCCUGAGGAACGUCCACGAGCGUUAUGACUUUGAUUACCUGCUGAAAUGCGACGACGACUCCUACGUGCUGGUGCACAAGAUUCUGAAGGAGCUGGACAGGUGGCAGAAUAAAGGCACUAGACGCGAGCUCUACUGGGGCUUCUUCAAUGGUCGGGCGCAGGUGAAGAGAAGUGGACCCUGGAAGGAGACCGAUUGGAUCCUCUGCGAUUAUUAUCUCCCUUACGCUCUGGGUGGUGGAUAUGUCCUAUCUUACAACCUCGUCAAAUUCAUCGCCGACAAUGCGGACAUCCUCAAACUGCAUAAUUCCGAGGACAUCUCCGUCGGCCUUUGGUUAGCACCGCUGGCGAACAUCGAGAGGAAGCACGACGUGCGCUUCGAUACGGAGUACAGAUCGCGAGGCUGCUCCAAUCAGUACAUAAUCACGCACAAACAAACGAUCCAAAAUAUGAGAAGUAUGCAUGAGCAUUAUCAAGUCUCCGGCGCAUUGUGUUCCAAGGAAGUGAGGAAUCGCAUGAGUUAUCAGUACAAUUGGACCGCGCCACCCAGCCAGUGCUGCAAUAGACAAUCCGGCAUCCCUUAACGUAGAGAGAAGAGAUUUUUGCAAUUCUAGUCUGGUUUUUUGAUAUUUGCUCAAAAAACAUUUACCAUGUAAUGACUAAGAUUUCCAUUUAUAUUCUGAUUUGUACUCUCAGGAUAUAUCGAUAUUAAAUACUAAUUAAAGCGCAUAGAUAUAGCUUUUCAAGGAUAAGCAAUUUAAACAGUAUUACUAAAGUUCAGAUGAUUAUAGCGAAUUCGUGAUAUUUCUUUGUAGGAUUUCAAAGCGAUAACUUCAAAUCCAGAUUUUAUUCGUUAUUCGAACAUAAUUGUACAAUAACGCUGUUAAGUAAUUAAUUGAAAACGCUUGUAAAUACGUAUUUUGUACAUACUUUAGCAAUGGGCAGGUAGACAAACAUGAGAUAAGUUUUGAUGAAGUAAAUAUAUUUUUCUUAAUUGUAUUGCUGUACUUUGUUUAUAAUACAUAUUUUAUUCUUUCAACAAGAACUUACUUUACGUAUAAAA